CCAGUGUCAGGUCUGCCAGGAUUCUAAUGAUGUGUAUUGCCUCAAUCAGACUUCGUAUCAAUACUGCAUGGCUGGUUCUGUUGUCGGCGGAGUACAGAACUGUGCCGAGGGCACUGUUUGCUCCAAUGCCAACGAUCCCUGUGUGGCUACUUCUGAGCUCAGUGAAACAAUUCUGAAUGUAUGUGCAGACAGUGGUUGUGGAGUUUGCAACAUAAACACUGCCAAGUAUACCUGUGUCAGUAGAACUCAGUUUGCCCGCUGCACCAGCCAAAAUGAAUACUUGGCUAUCCAAAGCUGCCCUGAGGACCAGAUUUGUAUUGCCGCUGCCCUUGCUUUUAAAAGUAUAUGUGUGCCAGCUUGUGCAGCUGAAUUUGUGGAUUUAAAAGCUACUUGCAGCAAUGCUGAGAUUGCCACAACCACCACAACAGCAGCUCCUACCACUACUCCGGCUACGGCAGACCUACAGGGCUCUUGCACCACCGGUGAACCCACAUCUAAGCCAUCAUAUUUCUACACCAAAUACUCACAAGACACAACCUGUAGAAGCUAUGUAUAUUGUCAGCGCAAUAAUUCUGGUACUACACCUGUCUGGACAGCCGUGUUCCUAACUUGUUCUUCCACCAAACCCUAUUUUGACUCUGAAACCAAAAAAUGUGUGGCAGCAAAGCCAGCCAGUUGUUAGUAUAAUCCCAGCGAAGGCUAUAUCUUAUGCCAAUAAACAUCCAAUUAUAAAGUGGGUCAGCCUAAAAGAAUUUGUGAUUAAUUCUUCAUCCAUCUGCAUAAAAAU
Molecule: messenger RNA, 787 nt
Organism: Drosophila bipectinata
Lineage: Eukaryota; Metazoa; Arthropoda; Insecta; Diptera; Drosophilidae
Cellular component (GO): extracellular region
Molecular function (GO): chitin binding
Source: RefSeq, a predicted model, not a curated record